This is a messenger RNA of Cuscuta europaea, 2782 nucleotides long. Lineage: Eukaryota; Viridiplantae; Streptophyta; Magnoliopsida; Solanales; Convolvulaceae. The record is from the annotation of a GenBank genome assembly.
UAGAGAGCUAACACAACCACACCCACCGAGAAUGAGAGAGAAUAUCAAAAUAACAUGGCUAAGUUAGAGGUCAUCAUCAUCAUCCCUUCCCCACCCCUCACCAGUCACCUCUCUCUUACCUUCUUCCACCCCUUCCCCAUAACAUCCAAACAUCAUCCACACCUGAUUUUCUGUCUGCGUGAUACAAGAAAUUAAACUGUCCGUGCCCUUAGCCUCCUUAUUAGCUCCCCUAUAUAUCUUGGUCUUGAUAAAACACUCUUUCUUGUUGGGUUAUUAACAGAAAAGCCAGGUUUCAGAAAGAAGAAGAAAAAACAAGGUCCGGGUAAACACCAAAGUGAAUAAAGAUUGGGUCUUUUUGUGCAGAAAAAGGUAAUAUCGAUUCUUGAUUGAUGUUAUCUUAAUUAAUUCCUUUUUGUAUGAAGAAGUCAAGUCUUUCUCGUACGGACGCCUAGUUCCAGACCAAGAAAAGCAGAGAGAAUAAUAAAUAAAUAAUCAUAGAAGCUAGCUAGAUAAGCUUCGAUUCAUCAGUUCCUCUAUAUAUAAACACAAGACUAUGUCUUUUUGUAUGGCCGGGCAAGGGGAAGAGAAACCACGGCGGCCGCCGCCGCCGCCGACGAUGGUCACAACGACAGGAUAUUGGUACUCCGAUCCUUCUUCAGGAAACAUGAUGAAUCUGCACAUGCCACAGCAAAGCUGCUAUGAACAGAACAAUCAUCAUCAUGAUCAAGAACAUCCAGAGAUCUGCUAUAAUACAGGGAUGGAGAUGAUGGGGUGGAAGGGGUUCUUGAACAAGGCGGGGGGUUCUUCCAAGACUCCCGGAAUACCCGCCGGCGGCGACCAGUUCUAUCACAGUCAAGAUUACAGCACAUGGGUUGACCCGCAGCACGAUGCGGAAACGUCGUCGUCUCUGAGGUGCGUGUUCCCAUGUGAAGGGAACGAGAGACCAAGUCAAGGGCUCUCACUCUCCCUCAGCUCCUCAAACCCUUCUGCUAUUGGGUUACAGUCCUUCGAACUAAGGGCAAACCCCCAUCCUGUGGGGCUGGGGACAGAGUUCUUGGGGAAGCCCGCGGCGAAUCUGAACCGUCCAUCAAUCCCAUCAUCGUCAGGGGAGGGUAGUGGGUAUUUUCUGCAGAUCAGAAACUCAAAGUAUCUGGGCGCUGCUCAGGAGCUCUUAAAUGAAUUCUGCAGCCUUGGGACUUCCGAAAGCAGCAACCUUAAUACUCAUUUAAGGAUGAAGAAGAAGACCAACCACCACCGCCAAUGGGAGGACGACGGCUGUACGACCACCGCCCACGAAUCUCGCGCUGCUCGUUCUUCCGACAGAAACCCUUCGUUUGACUCCGUUGACCUUGUUGAAUUGCACAAAACCAAAACUAAGCUUCUUCAAAUGCUCCAAGAGGUUGAUAGACGAUACCAGCAGUAUUGCGAAGAAAUGAAAGCCGUCGUGUCGUCGUUGGAGGCGGUGGCCGGUGACGGGGCGGCAAAAGGAUACACCGCCUUAGCGGCCAAGGCGAUGUCGAGGCACUUUAGAUGCCUCAGAGAUGGAAUCGUGACCCAGUUGAAGGCGAUCAAGAAGGCCAUGGGCGAAAAGGACUCUGCCGCCGCGGCUACGGCGGCCGCCGGCACGACCAAGGGAGAGACGCCGAGGCUGAAAAUCCUGGAUCAAGCACUCCGGCAGCAAAGGUCCUUUCAGCAGAUGAGCAUGAUGGAGGCUCAUCCAUGGCGGCCCCAACGUGGCUUGCCGGAAAGAUCUGUUUCCGUUCUCCGAGCUUGGCUUUUCGAGCACUUCCUUCACCCGUACCCAAGUGAUGUGGAUAAACAUAUUUUAGCCCGCCAAACAGGUCUCUCCAGAAGCCAGGUUUCUAAUUGGUUCAUCAAUGCAAGGGUGAGGCUAUGGAAACCCAUGGUUGAGGAGAUGUAUCUAGAAGAAACCAAAGAAGAAGAGAAUCUUGUUCCCGCCAUUUCAUCGGAUGACUACAUCGGAGAUUCCGACGGCCGCCUGCUUCAUCCGCAUCACAACACUAACGCGGCGGCCGACGCGGAGGAUCACAAGCCCAACCUCGUACGUAUAGAUAUCUCCUCCGUCGUCAAUAACAACCCUAAUGACGUCACCUUCAAUAACGACAACAACAAGGCUGACGGUCAACGACGACCAAACAGCCAGGAUCGUCAUCAGAUCUUUGGAACGAGAGGUGGGGACCACCGCUCAUUUUUCGGGCCGGGUUUGGUCGAGGACUUCUCAUCCUCACCCUACGCCGCCGCCCACGACUCCGGCGGCGGCGCUUUUGACUAUGCGGUGGCGGGCGUCGGCGGAGGCGUGUCGUUGACUUUGGGGUUGCAACAGCAGGGUGGGGGCGGGAUGAGUUUGGACGGGCCUUCUUCAUCACUCUUCUACCCUAGAGACCAAAUUGAGGAUUGCCAAACAGGCCCUUAUCCGCUUUUGGACAACGAAGGUCAGAAUUUGCCAUACAGGAACCUGAUUGGUGCACAGUUGCUUCACGAUUUGGCGGGUUAAAUUAAUUAGAGAUCAAGAGUCUAAUGAACAAAAUUUAUUAAUCAAAAGAUACGGGAAAAUAUUAAACAAGUUGAUUAUUUGUAUUGAACUUUUGUAUCAGCCAGUCAUCUUUAUUUUUUUGUUAUAUAUAAUCAUAAGCGUGUAGUUACAGCUUCUUCAUUUUGUGUAGUAUAAUAAUUACACCGUAUAUAAUUAGAGGUUUUUCUUAAGAUGUAGAGUACUAUGUGCUUAAAUAAUACGGAGUACUCCCUCCGUCCCUAAAUUAAC